This is a messenger RNA of Rotaria sordida, 1614 nucleotides long. NCBI's taxonomy places the organism in Eukaryota, Metazoa, Rotifera, Eurotatoria, Philodinida, Philodinidae. The record is from the annotation of a GenBank genome assembly.
AUGAAAGGAAAACGUGCAUCAGGUAUUUUAUUACAUAUAACUAGUUUACCAGGACCAUAUGGAAUUGGUGAUUUUGGUGAUGAAGCAUAUAGUUUUGUUAAAAUGCUUCAUGAAACCGAUCAAAAAGUAUGGCAAAUAUUACCAUUAACACCAACAGAAAAUUGUUCACCAUAUUCUGGUACAUCAGCAUUUGCUGGUCAUCCAUUACUUAUUAGUCUUGAUAAAUUAGUUGAAAUAAAUUUAUUAUCAAGAGAUGAUUUUGAUGAAUUAUCAUCAUUUCAAUUUGAUGAUCGUUAUGUAAAAUUUAAUCAAGUUACAAAAUUUAAAACACUAAUGUUAAAAAAAGCAUUUAAAAAUUUUCAAGAACGAAAACAUCGUUUUAAAGAAUCCUUAGAAGAAUUUAUUCAAUCAGAAAAUUAUUGGCUUGAUGAUUAUGCAUUAUAUAUGACAAUUAAAGAAUUACAAAAUAAUCCAAUAUGGUCACAAUGGCCACAUGGAUUAAAAUAUCAUGAAACAGAAGCAUUAAAUGAAAUACGUGAAGGACAACGAGAUUUAUAUGAAUAUUAUAUUUUUACUCAAUAUAUAUUUCAACAACAAUGGUCUGAAUUAAAAAUAUUUGCAAAUUCAUAUGGUGUUACAAUUAUUGGUGAUAUGCCUGUUUAUGUUGAUUAUGGUUCAUCUGAUGUAUGGGCAAGUACACAUCUUUUUCAAUUAGAUAAAGAUACAUUAUUACCAUCAGUUGUUUCAGGUUUUCCACCAGAUGAUUGUAGUGCAGAAGGUCAAAACUGGAAUAUGCCUAUUUAUGAUUGGAACAAUGAAUCAAAAAAACCUCAAGUAUUUAAUUGGUGGAUAAAACGUUUAAAAAAAGCAUUACAUAUUCUUGAUAUUGUACGAAUUGAUCAUUUUCGUGGUUUAGAAUCAUAUUGGUCAAUACCUGUAGAUGAAAAUUUUGUUCCUAUGAAACCAAUAGAUGGUGAAUGGGUAAAAGCAGCAGGUGUUGAGUUUUUCCAUGCUCUUAUCAGUGCAUUAGGAAAAGAUUUACCUCUUAUUGUUGAAGAUCUUGGUAGUUUAACAACAGAAACAUUUGAUUUACGUGAUCAAUUUAAUUUAACUGGUAUACGAAUAGUUCAGUUUGGUUUCGGUUUUUAUCCAGAUAAUAUGUAUCGUCCACAUAAUUAUAUACAAAAUUCUGUUGCAUAUACGGGUACACAUGAUAAUCCAACAGCAAUUGGUUGGUGGACAAAACAUGCAGAACAUUAUGAAAAGAAAACAUUUGUAACUUAUAUUAGAUCACCAGAACAGCUUGAUGAAUGUUGUAAUGAGGAUGAUAGAGAUAAUGGUAUGAUACAUUUUUUGAAUGGACAGAUUCAUUGGUAUUUAAUAAAAAUGGUUAUGGGAUCAGUAGCUAAUAUUGCUAUUGUUCAAUUGCAAGAUUUACUCGGUUUAGAUGAUGAAGCAAGAAUGAAUGAUCCAUCAUUAUCAUCAGAUGCAGGUAGUGAUAGUCAACAAAAUUGGACUUGGCGAUAUCAAUGGCCAAUGAUACAAGACCAUAUGAAAUAUAAACUAAAACUCUAUACACGUAUGUUUUAUCGAGCAGGUGAAAUUAAGAAAUAG